ACCCUAAAGAAGAGGAAGGAAAUUCUUGAGACGCCGUAGUGGUUUCUAGUUGCCAACAGAUCGCCCUAGCUAUUUUCUAGAUUACUUUAGGUACUAGAGAAAGCGUUUCCAAAAAAAAAAAAAAAAAACUGACUAGCUACUCGUUCUAAUUGAUCGAAAUAACGCUCUAAACGUUUCUUCAUUAAUAACAACUUUUGUAGUAGUGUCACAUUUUAAUAGCCCGCUAAGAUAAUAACAUUAACGCAACGGGCCUGGCUUUGUUAGCUACUACUGUAGCGAAUUAGCUGGAGCUUAUAUAGUUCAGAGAAGUCGAAUAUUUGCCUGCAAAACGUACCCCCGCGUUUACUAGUAAUAGGCUACAUAUCUUUCUGCUAUUUAACCAACUAAAGUUACAGUACUGUGCCUACUAGCUAGCUAGGUAAACGUAUAUUUGUUAUUUUCCAUAAUGAGGGGCGGUUCGUCGUAUGGAGACCGGGACAGAGACCGGGACCGUGGUCGGGACAGGGGGAGUCCUCGUUUUGGGUCUAGCCGAAGUGGCCAAUCUCUCAACAAGAAGUUUGGGAAUCCAGGGGAACGUUUGCGUAAGAAGAAAUGGGAUUUAGAUCAGCUUCCGAAGUUUGAGAAGAACUUUUACUCUGAACAUCCUGAUGUCCAGCGCAUGAGCCAGUAUGAUUUGGAGGAGUUUCGUAGGAAGAAGGAAAUCACUGUCAGAGGGUCAGGCUGCCCUAAACCCGUCACUAGCUUCUCCCAGGCCCAUUUUCCCCAGUAUGUGAUGGAUGUGCUGUUACAGCAGAACUUUAAGGAACCCACAGCUAUCCAGGCACAGGGUUUCCCUCUGGCCCUGAGUGGCAGAGACAUGGUGGGCAUCGCGCAGACCGGAUCUGGGAAGACCUUAUCGUAUCUCCUGCCUGCCAUCGUGCACAUUAACCACCAGCCCUACCUCGAGAGAGGAGAUGGACCAGUUUGUUUGGUUUUAGCACCAACUCGAGAGCUGGCCCAGCAGGUUCAGCAGGUGGCAUAUGAGUAUGGCAAGUCAUCCCGCAUCAAGAGCACCUGUGUCUACGGAGGCGCACCAAAGGGACCCCAGAUUCGUGACCUGGAACGAGGUGUUGAAAUCUGCAUCGCAACCCCGGGUCGUCUCAUUGACUUCCUGGAGGCGGGGAAGACCAACCUGAGGCGCUGCACCUACCUGGUACUGGACGAAGCUGACAGAAUGCUGGACAUGGGCUUUGAACCUCAGAUACGCAAGAUUGUGGAUCAGAUUCGGCCUGAUAGGCAGACCCUGAUGUGGAGCGCCACCUGGCCCAAAGAUGUGCGUCAGCUGGCGGAAGACUUCCUGAAGGACUAUGUCCAGAUCAAUGUGGGAGCCUUGGAGCUCAGCGCCAACCACAACAUCCUGCAGAUUGUGGAUGUGUGCAUGGACAGUGAGAAGGACAACAAGCUGCUCCAGCUGAUGGAGGAGAUCAUGGCUGAGAAAGAGAAUAAGACGAUCAUCUUUGUGGAGACAAAGAAGCGCUGCGAUGACCUGACUCGCAGGAUGAGACGUGAUGGGUGGCCGGCGAUGUGUAUCCAUGGUGACAAGAGCCAGCCAGAGAGAGACUGGGUCCUGACAGAGUUUCGCAGUGGCAAGGCUCCCAUUCUCAUUGCUACUGAUGUGGCCUCGCGUGGUUUAGAUGUGGAAGAUGUCAAAUUUGUCAUCAACUAUGACUACCCUAACUCCUCGGAGGACUACAUCCAUCGUAUCGGGCGUACGGCCCGUAGCACCAACAAGGGCACAGCCUACACCUUCUUCACCCCGGGCAACCUGCGCCAGGCCCGUGAGCUGAUCCGUGUGCUGGAGGAGGCCCGGCAGGCCAUCAACCCCAAGCUGUUGCAGCUGGUCGACACUGGUCGCAGCGGAGGGGGAGGUGGCAGGUCACGUUUCCGCAGCAACGGCUCCAGCUCCAGCAAUCCCAACCUGAUGUACCAGGACGAGUGUGACCGUCGGAUGCGCUCUGGCGGCGGCGGCAGCACCAAGGACAGCCGGGGGAGCAGCUUCAGCCGCGACGGCCGGGGCGGAGGGAGCAGCCGCGACGGGGACAGGUCCUCCUCAUCCUCCUCCUCCUCCUACAGGGACAGGGGCAGCAGAGACAGCCGCAGCUACGGCUCCAACUCCACCUCCUCCUACGAGCCGUACCAGAGCGGGAGUAGCCCGUACAAGUCCGGCGGCGACGGGGGUCCGGAUCCGGCCGUGGGUCAGUUCAGUUCAGCCAACAGGACCGCCCAGCCGCCUCCACCCACCGCCGGUCCCCGCCCCCUCAUGGCCCAGCAGUUCACCCCUGCCCAGCCCAUGAUGGGAUUGAUGGGGCAUGCGCCUUUCCAGUUCGCUCCCCCACCCCCUCCUCCAGCCACACAGAGGAAGUGAACCUGGGCGAUGGCUCCCCACCACAAAAUGCAUACCAUUCUCAUCAAGUUAAUUUGGUGAUUUAAAUUUGGCAAGGGUUGGGGAUUUUGGAUCACUGUGCUCAGAAUCUUGGCCCUAGCUGAUAUAUAUAAUAUAUCUUCAGACGUUUAGAUUGGUAAGAUUUAAAAAGCUGAUUUUGUUGUGCACAUUCUAAUUAUUAGCGAACAUGCUUUUUCACAUCAGUGCUUUGGAGAUACAUUCUACGCAAUGCCGCCCAAAGAUUGUCCACCAAUGAGUGAUUUGCCUAAAUUGGCAAAUCAGUCAAAUGGAAUAUACUUUCAUUCAAAUCCCAUCUUAAUUAUUUUUGUUUUUACACAAUACAUAUCCAGUGCUAUAAAGGCUGGCUAAAUGUGACCCUUUUUCCAUAUAGGUUCUUUAACAAAGUACAUUUAUGUAAUGUACAAAAUCACUUGUUGUGCUUGGAAUGAACUAAAGGUUUAUUUUUGCCUUUAUGUGUAGCAGAGGUAGGUGCUACAAUUUCUUUACUGCAUUAUUUUCUUAGCUUAUUAGUGUUGUGCUCUCAUUGUUCAGCUUUAGUUAGUGGGUUUAGUACAGAAUUGAUUUCUUGAAUUCAGUUCCAGUAAAGUAUUUUGCAGUAUGGGUAGAGAACAUUCCUUGAGCCUCCUGAGAUCCAGGAUAUUAUAGGUAUAACGUCAGUGUUUUUGUUGUUGCCAGUGAUCCAAAAAAUUAUUGUGGCAUCAUUCAAGCAUACAUUUAUUUAAUUUCAAGCAUUGAUUUAUGGUGUAGGGAUUAUUUGAUGUUUCUCUAGUGACGUCAGUAAAUCUGUCACUGUAGGAUGUAUUGGUUUGCUUAGAGAUCUGUUGCCCUUCUCAUCAGUGUAGUUCAAUCAUUAGUAUGUAGAAAAGACUUUGACCUGUAAUUUUCUGUUUACUUUUAUACUGUUGGAUUUUGUUUUUCAGGUUUCAAUAAAGCUUUUGAAUGUAUAAAA
Messenger RNA from Esox lucius (northern pike), 3392 nucleotides. Its product is annotated as probable ATP-dependent RNA helicase DDX17. Bases 446 to 2404 code for a protein of 652 amino acids. Gene Ontology annotation, cellular component: ribonucleoprotein complex; cytoplasm; nucleus. Gene Ontology annotation, biological process: alternative mRNA splicing, via spliceosome. The transcript is spliced from 13 exons. NCBI's taxonomy places the organism in Eukaryota, Metazoa, Chordata, Actinopteri, Esociformes, Esocidae. Gene Ontology annotation, molecular function: RNA helicase activity; RNA binding; ATP binding. The record is from RefSeq and is a predicted model, not a curated record.